This is a messenger RNA of Danaus plexippus (monarch butterfly), 6824 nucleotides long. It is a transcript of the gene gpp, whose product is annotated as histone-lysine N-methyltransferase, H3 lysine-79 specific. The record is from RefSeq and is a predicted model, not a curated record. Gene Ontology annotation, biological process: DNA repair; DNA damage checkpoint signaling; regulation of transcription regulatory region DNA binding. Gene Ontology annotation, cellular component: nucleus. NCBI's taxonomy places the organism in Eukaryota, Metazoa, Arthropoda, Insecta, Lepidoptera, Nymphalidae. The transcript is spliced from 15 exons. Gene Ontology annotation, molecular function: histone H3K79 methyltransferase activity. The coding region runs from base 154 to 3906 and encodes 1250 amino acids.
UUUGAUUGGUAUUAUUUUCAACAUGGCGCUCAGCCUAGUUCAGAAUGUGUGUGUGUGAAAGUGCAGUGAAAUUAUGUUAAUACCAAUUGUUUAUAGUGAUAAAUUUAGUGUAUAAGUGAAAAGAGUGUGCAUUAAUGCAGCGGUUAUCCUAUCAUGGCUUUGGAUUUACGCUUGCACUCUCCUGCAGGCGCGGAACCUGUUGUUUAUACAUGGCCCCUCACAUCGGGUCAUGGCUCGGACAAACACGAUGGAGCAUUAGAAAUAGUAGAGACAAUAAGAUGGGUCUGCGACGACCUGCCGGAGAUGAAAGGUGCAUUGGAGAAAAACAUCUUAAGCGAUUACGACACCCACUCAUACGAAAGUAUGAGGGCUUUAUGCGAUCGCUUCAACCGCGCCAUAGACUCUGUUGUAGCUCUAGAAAAAGGAACUUCACUGCCAGCUCAGCGUUUAAACAAAUAUCCCUCACGUGGUCUUCUAAAACAUAUUUUACAACAAACCUACAAUCAAGCCGUCUCAGAUCCUGACAAACUUAACCAAUAUGAACCGUUCUCCCCUGAGGUAUACGGAGAAACGUCGUACGAACUAGUCUGUCAGAUGAUAGAUCAGAUAAAUAUAUCAGCUGAGGAUGUGUUCGUUGACUUGGGAUCGGGCGUGGGGCAGGUGGUGCUGCAGAUGGCCGCCGCUACACCGUGCCGCAUCUGUUUCGGUGUCGAGAAAGCUGAAGUGCCUAGCAAAUAUGCUGAGAGUAUGGAUUUACAUUUUAGAAUGUGGAUGAGAUGGUAUGGGAAAAAGUAUGGAGAAUAUAAAUUAAUAAAAGGCGAUUUUCUGAUGGAUGAGCAUAGAGAGAAAAUUAAUUCCGCCACCAUUGUGUUCGUCAAUAAUUUUGCAUUCGGUCCCCAUGUGGACCAUCAAUUGAAAGAGAGGUUUGCCGACCUCAAGGAUGGAGCUAAGAUUGUCUCGUCUAAGAGCUUCUGCCCUCUCAACUUUAGGAUAACGGAUAGAAAUCUGAGCGACAUUGGGACAAUCAUGCACGUUAGCGAAAUGUCGCCGCUCAAAGGCUCCGUGUCUUGGACCGGCAAACCAGUAUCAUACUAUUUACAUAUAAUAGAUAGGACCAAAUUGGAGAGAUACUUUCAAAGACUGAAAAAUCCGAAACUCAAGGUCAGCAAAAGGAACUGCCAGGACGAGGCCGAGGGAAAGAGGAACGUGAGCGCGCCUCCAACAAGACAACCCACACCGGACCUGUUGAACGGCAACAGCAACCACAGCACCGGCUCGCUACCAGAGAGACGAAGGAAGGUCGCCCGUCCGAGACCCAUCAGGGGCGAAGCCGGACGGACUCGAGCGCGUGUGGCGGCGGCGGCCAAGAGGCGCGUCGUGAGGCGCUCCAGCGACGAGAGUGAGGAAGAGUCCAGCGGCACCGACGAGCCGCCGGGACCCGAGCCCGCGCCGAGAGAGUGGGGGGCGCCCUGGGCCUCCUCGCCGCACUCCAAUCGGAACCGGCGCACAACUAACAAACGCAGCGCUAGCGCCGGCGGUGCUCGUCGUCGUGUCGCUCGCGCCAAGCGUCGCCGCGCCGCGCCCGCUGCCAUCGCCGGCUUGGAUCUGCUCCACUCCACCACCCUGGCGUCCACGCUGCACGCGGGCGCGGUGACGGCGCCGCCCCCGGGCUGCGUGGAGCAGCGUCUGUCGGCGCUGGGCGUGCAGCUGCAGCCGGCAGACCGUCUGCACUCGGAGCUGGACAUACCCCGUGCUCCUCACGCGCCCUACUCCCUGCAACUGCUGUUGGACAUGUUCCGCGAUCAGUACCUCGCCUUCAUCCGCCGCAUGAACACACCGGACUACGCACUCGAGAUUCGCGCGCAAAUCGACAAAGAGAAGGAAAGAAAUCAAAAACUGAAGUCUCGCGCAUCUCAGUUGGAUAAACAGAUCAACGUAUUAAUUAGCGACAGCGUGGCUUUGUUGAAGGCACGGAUGAGCGAGUUGGGGAUACACGCGAAUAAUACGGUCGACCUGCUGGCCAAGGCGAAAGAGAUUGUGGGGCGACACAAAGAGUUACAGAGCAAAGCAAGCAAAUUACAGGCUCAGGUGAAUAAUAUAGAGGCUGAACAAGCGAUGCUUGUGAAACAACGAACUUUUGAAAUUACAGAGAAGUAUAGGCAGCUGGGACAUAUACCCCCAGAUGUAGAGAUCACGCAGAGUAUAGCUCACGAUUGUAUAUUGAAGGAGAUCUCGGCGACGUUGGCGCACAGGAAACGUCUCCAUGCACAAGUUGGACACUUGCAGAACGAGAUCAUUCAGAUGGAACGAGCCAGCGAACAACAGAAAGUGGCGGCUCCUACUGUACCCGUGGCGACCGUCAAACCUCACACUGUCAAUUCAAAACCAAGAAAGUCGAGGGAACAUCGGUCACGUUCGCAGGAAUGGCCGGAUGUGCCGGAUGUGGGGAAGAUCGAAGAACAAAAUCCAGAGAUCCUGGCCCAAAAGAUAUUAGAAACUGGCAGACAGAUUGAGGCUGGGAAGAUUGCUAAACCGAAUGUUAUUGUAAAUGGGUAUAUAAGAGAUCCUGAAAGACAUGUUGAUCAUAGGCAGGGUCGGGCGGUCGCUCGAGCCGCGCCGCCGUUGGCGCGACACUCGCCCGUCAAGUCUCAGAAACCGCUCAACGUCGUGGCCAAGGUACAGGAGUCACCGAAGGUCAUCAACUUCGAAGACCGACUCAAGAGCAUCAUCACAUCCGUCCUCAACGAGGACCAGGAACAGAGGAAGGCGUCGCGGCUAGAGCCUCGUCAAGCAGUAGCGAAUCAAGCGUACGCUAACGGGUACGUCCGACCCGUAGCGGUGACGUCCAGCACGCUCGGCGCGUACGCAGCGAGGCCGGCCGUCUCCGCCGCGCCGCCAGCCGUGUCGCCAUACGCGCGUGGCCUGCGGGAUGCGAGGGACGUGCGGGACGCGAGGGACGCUCGUGACGUACGGGACGUUCGUGACACACGGGACGCGAGGGACGUACGGGACAUGCGGCGGGAACGCUUUGGCUUCGAUCGUCGGGAGCCGCGGCCGCACCCGCAUCACGAAGCACGGCCGCCGGACAUGCGUCAUCAUCACUCCGCGCAGCCUGAUUACACACAGGUGUCUCCGGCGAAAUUGGCACUGCGUCGGCAUCUAUCACAAGAGAGGCUGGCGGCGCCGGGGGCUCGCACCAUCGGCGACCUCGUCAACGGAGAGAUCGAGCGCACGCUAGAGAUAUCAAAUCAGAGCAUCAUCAACGCCGCCGUCCACAUGAGCGCGCGCUACCACGAACCUGCGGCCGCGCACCAGCCGCUUGAGGGUCUAGCCGCCUGUUUACAAGCACGCGUUCUAGCGUCGGAGUACUGGCGCGGGCGGAACGGCCCCGCGCCCGCCGGCGAGCGGCAGGAGGAGGCCGGCCGGCGGCGCUCGCCCGCGCCCGACCCUCACUCCAACACCUCCACGCCACUCGUCGACGAGCCGCCGGAGCCCCGGCCGGCCGCGCCGGAUGCCGAGGCCGGCGAGGAGGUCGAGGAGAGCAAGUGGCAAGAUCGGAUAGCGUUUCGCUUCGAUCAGAUCAUAUCGUUCGCUUCCACCGCCAUGGACGACAAGCGGCGGCGGUCCGACGAGGCGUGUAACACCUCACCCGACUCCGGCAUAGGUCACGGCGAAGCGGCCCGCGGCGCCGCAGACGGCGUCACGACCGCGCCGGCGGGAGAGACGGGCGGGGGAGACGCCACGGGCGCGCCGCCGGCGGCCGAGCCGGCGCCGGUCCGCCGCUCGCCGUCCCCGCCGGCGCCGCACCACUUCAAAAAGCGUUUCUUCCGCCGCGAGCGAUGGGGCGCGUGGUCGUCGGGCACGCCGCCGCCGGCCGCCGUGGAGUGGGAGCGUCCGCCGAUGUGACGCCCGCGCUCAUAGCGCUGCGCCGAGUGUCACUUCUCGCACCGCCGCGGCUCCUAGCGACCGCCGCCGCCGCGUCACCGAUGUCGGCUGAUUAUUUGUUACUAUUUUUUUUUUUUGAAUAUAUAAUGUAAUUAUGUAUAUUAUUGAGUUUAUUUUACGUUUAAGAAUUGUAAUUAUUUAAUCGUAGGUCUUUUGGAGCGACUGUCGCGUCGCGACGGAUUUGUAUUUCAUGUGUUCAUUUAGGUGUUAGAUUUCGAAAUACAAGUUUCGGUAACGGUGCGGCGAUUCGUGCAUCGAUCGUUCUAUAUUUUUCUUUGUUGUUUUGUGUUUCGUUUUUUUUUUCGAUGUGUACGUGGAGCUCAGUCUGAAUAAUAGUAAUCAUUUCUUUUGAACAUCUCGGCACAAAUGUGGAAGUGGUUCAGUAAAUAAAUUGUGUAAAUAUAAUUAUGCUAAAAUAUUUAAAUGGAAAGCAGAUAUAUAUUUAAAUGAUAGAAUCGAGAUAGCCACACAACAUGCUCAUAACCGCUGCCUUAAUGGCACAUUCUUUAAUAAAUCUUGAUUUUACAAAUGCAAAGUGAAGCUUAUGAAUAUUGAUUAGUAAUAAAAGUGCAAUAGGAAUAACAGAACCAAUAUAAUAAUUAUUGUAAUGAAUCAGCGGCGUUUGUAAAAAUUAAUUAAGUGGAAUAUGUGAUAAGUAGACUUUUAUAACUAAUCAUGUGGUUGAAAUUCAAUAACUUAUUCGAAAUCGAGGUAAACGCAUUUUACGUAAUAGUUAGGUCCUCGAGUAAAGUUAAUAUUUUUGCUAUGUCGAAACGUAGUUGCAUAUAUGAAACAAAGCUCUUACACGUUUAUAGUAUAAAAUAAUUUAAACACAUCUCGCAAUGAACAAACAAACCGAAAAAUUUAAGAAUGCCUUAAUACUACAUAUAUAUUCAUUCAAUCUUAUACACGUGUAUUCGGUUUCCUAGAAUCAGGUAUGUGACACUAUAAAUAUGUAUUUUGUGCCAAAAAUGUUCACAGAUUACUUUAAAGGUUUGAUGUUUUACGAUGGACAAUCGGAGUUUUAAAAUGCAUGCGUGAUUAAUUACAUUUAUGAAACUGGUUAACAAUGACUAAAAACUGAAGGGUGACGAACGAAACGUAGGCAGUAUCCCAAUAAAUAACAGUUCUGUCUCGUCGAAAUAAGAAUCACAAUUAACUAUGGGCAAGUAAGUGUAUUUGAAAUAUUAUUGGUAAAUAAUAAUCAAUCAACCUUCAGAUUUUAAUCUAAAUUGCAAGCAUACGUUAAGUGUUAUAUUCCAUAAGAGAUAUUGGCGUCUUUUUGACAUAUUUUACUAAAUAUUUGCUGGAUAAUAGAGGGAAUGCUAUCUACAUGUACGUGUUGUACGUAUUAAAUAAUGUUUUUUUUAUUUAAACAUACAAGAUUCACUUGUAGUGGGUUUAUUAUGCAAUGGAGCAUAAGUUACAGUUUGAAUAAAUGCCUUAAUAAUAAUAUAUGAUAAUAGAUGAUAGGUACAUGCAAGCCACUAUUCAAGAAUAUAGUUAGUUCUCGCUAGAACAGGGUUUAAUUACAUUCAGAGUUUUCGUAGGUGUUUAUAUUAAAAUUAAAAUUAAAAAAAAAAAAUACAGAUAGAUUCGUGAACACUUCGAAAAUUUAUGGACGUAUGUUUUUAUAAUACGCUCAUAAAAAUCAUAUCCGCCUUUUUAGCAAUAAGGCUUUACACAUUGAUUGCGUUGUUUUUAUAUAACGUGUGACACAUUUUUUAAUGGAAUCAAUCAAUUAAUUAUAAAGGAUUUUCUUUUUUUAUUAUUAUUAUUUAAUGUUGUUGAUGCAGACGUGCUUAAUAAUGGAAAAAUCAUCACGGAAACCGGCUAUGUGUUCUAUUUAACGGAAAUUUUAUAGUUUUUUUUUUGUAUUCCUUUUGUAUACCUAAUUAGAAAUAGUGUAGAAUUCGAUUUAUUGAAACCAAUUUAUAUGAACCAAUAAACUGUUAAUUAUUGAAAUACAUAUUUUUUUACCUAAAAUUAAUGAAUUAAAAGCCGCUUGCUUUUCAUCAACUCCUAAAUGUUCAAAUAUUUUAUACGGUAUGGGCAUGACUUAAUAUUUUUUCAGUGAUUUAUAACAAAAAAAAAAAUUAUAGAAUAAAAUAAUAAUUCUAAUUUGUUAAAUCUUUUGCAUGUUGAUGUUGUGUUGUUUUAAAUGUUUUAAAACGAAUGUCCAUAUCCGUUUGGUGCACUAUUAAAAACGUAGAUUUAAGAUUUUGUCAAAAUUAUAUUGUAACGAAUAAGAAAUAGUGUAAAUUAAUGAAAAACAUGAGCAAUGGUAAUAAUUUAAGACCGAUAAAAAUGUGUUAAAAGAAUGAGAUUUUUAAAGAUAAUAUGUUUGUAAUACACAAAUGACACGAUUAUAAUUAACUCAUUAAAUGCAACAUUAAACAUUUGGUAGUAGACAGGAACUGCGGUGGCCUAAAUGUUUUUCUUUUUGACGCACAUGUAGAAUGUUUUGUUUGUACGUAUAAAAUAAAUGUAUGUGGCUGUCAUUUGUUGUAUUAUAAUCAUUGGAGUGCGCUGGUUUGAUUGUGCCUGUAAAACUCACCAAUGCCGCUCCAAACCUCAAAAUUGUGUAUUUGUAAAAUAAGAUAGCUUGUAAAUUGGGUCUAAAGUACCAGUAGUAGGGUAGGUGUAUAUUGGCAAUUUAAUAUUGCGAGAUAGACUUGAGGAGUGAUUACAUUAUUCAGUUUUUACUAACUUUUUUAUGGGGGAAAUGAGCUAUUCGGUGUGACGUUAGUGUCUAAAAUAGUACAAAUGAGAAGACUUAUUGUCGUAAGCUUCGGACUUUCAACAAUGCUAGGUUUGAGAUGUAUCCCUGUGUACUAGUUUUAUUUUGUACUAAAAGUUAAAAUAAAUGAGUAAUUAUA